Molecule: messenger RNA, 1056 nt
Organism: Camponotus floridanus (Florida carpenter ant)
Lineage: Eukaryota; Metazoa; Arthropoda; Insecta; Hymenoptera; Formicidae
Product: histone-lysine N-methyltransferase SETMAR-like
Exons: 5
Coding region: 1-1056 (351 amino acids)
Molecular function (GO): nucleic acid binding
Source: RefSeq, a predicted model, not a curated record
AUGCGAGAAAAAAUAAAAGAGAUCGAAGGAACAGAGGAGGUGAAUAAAGAUACAGAAAAUAAAAAGGUCGAGGAAGAUAAAAAGGAUAAAAAUGAUAAGCAGGACGAAGCUUCUACAUCGUACUCUCAUUUCGAACAUUUACCAAGAAGAGCAGAACAGGACGGGCAAAGUAUAGAAGACACAAGAGCACAUAUAAUUGAGAUGGAAGAAAUGGCGGUAGGAAUUGAUAAAGGAGCAGACAUGAAAGCGAUGAUGGAUGAAAAAGAUGAAAAGGAGGAAAAUGAGGAAAAUGAAAUGGACGACGAGGAAGACGAAAAGUUUAACGGGAAGAACGCGCGUCAAGCUUAUGAAAAAUUGCGUAAAGUUUACAGUGACGAUGCUCUACAAGAACGCCAGUGCCAAAACUGGUUCAAGAAAUUCCGCGCUGGUGAUUUUAAUCUCAAAGAUGCUACUCGGUCAGGAAGGCCCACCGAGGUUGAUGACGACAAAAUAAAGGCAUUGAUCAAGUCAAACCCACGUUACACGACACGAGAGAUUGCAGAAACAUUGAAGAUCAGUCAAAAAAGUGUCCACCUAAAGAAGCUGGGAUACGUAAGCAAGAUCGAUGUUUGGGUUCCUCAUGAACUCAAAGAAGUUCAUUUGACGGCGCGUAUAAACAUCUGCGAUAUGCUCAUAAAACGUGAAGAAAACGAUCCUUUUUUAAAACAAAUGAUAACUGGCGAUGAGAAGUGGAUUGUUUACAACAAUGUGGAACGCAAACGGUCUUGGUCCCGACGUGAUGAUUCGCUUCAAACAACUUCAAAAGCAGAACUUCAUCAGAGGAAGAUUAUGCUCUCAGUGUGGUGGGAUUGGAAGGGUGUGGUGUUUUUUGAGCCCCUACCAAGGAACCGAACAAUCAAUUCGGAUGUGUACUGUCGGCAAUUGGACAGUUUGAACGAAUCUGUCAUCCAGAAACGUCCGGAGCUUGUCAAUCGUAAAGGAGUUGUGUUCCAUCACGACAACGCGAGACCACACACAUCUUUGGCGACCCGUCAAAAAUUAUUAGAGCUUGCAUGA